Messenger RNA from Solanum verrucosum, 1092 nucleotides. RefSeq lists its product as uncharacterized. The transcript is spliced from 2 exons. The record is from RefSeq and is a predicted model, not a curated record. Lineage: Eukaryota; Viridiplantae; Streptophyta; Magnoliopsida; Solanales; Solanaceae. The coding region runs from base 1 to 1092 and encodes 363 amino acids.
AUGACUCACAAAGACGGAAAUGAGUCGGACAAUGAUGAGGUCCAGAACCAGAUGAUGUCACAAGAAACAGUGUCAGCCGAAGAGAUAAGGAUACUAAGACAGCAAAUGACAGAGAUGUACGAAGCUUGGAUGAGUGGACAAGCUCCACCGCCUUCAAUCUGUGACUAUCUAAAUACAAAUAUGUCACCCCCAGUCCAAGUAUCGAUAAGUGAUCCAAUUUAUCCACCUGGAUUCGGUCCCUAUGCUAACGCAUCCAACGUAGAUGGAACUUCUACGGUGCGCCCUUUGAGUAUGCCUAUGACAAGUAAUCCACUAUUCAUUCCAACUGCGCUGACUAAUGUCGUUCAACAACCUAUAAUGGAGAAAGAAUCCAACAACGAUCCUCCACCCAAAGUUCAAUAUGAUCGAAAUUAUACUCCUGAAUUGACUUUUAAAAUUCCAAGCUCUUACCCUCACACUCAUCAGUAUAAUUCUCAUGUUGAGGCUGAAAAAGCUAUUAAGAACGAGGAACAUGAAGAAAUGGCUAGAAAAAUGAAGAGUUUGGAACAGAGUUUCAAAAAAUAUGAUGAACAUGGAGAUCCUGUAGCUCAUUUAAAGAGAUAUUGUAAUGAACUGAAAGGAGCUGAAAGCAAAGAAGAAUUGCUCAUGGCUUAUUUUGGGGAAAGUUUGAUGGCAAUUGCCUCAGAAUGGUUCAUAGAUCAAGGUACUUCUAACUGGCAUACAUGGGAUGAUUUGGCUCGAUGCUUUGUUCAACAAUUUCAAUAUAACAUUUUCAUAGUUCCAGAUCGUACUUCACUUGUCAACAUGAGAAAGAAGACCACCGAAAAUUUUCGUGAAUAUGCUAUUAGGUGGAGGGAGCAAGUUGCUUGGGUUAAGCCGCCAAUGAAAAAGUUUGAAAUGAUUGAUGUUUUUCUUCAAGCGCAAGAACCAGACUACUUUCAUUAUUUACUUUUCGUUGUUAGAAAAACAUUCGCUGAAGUUAUUAAGAUUGGUAAAAUGGUGGAGAAUGACAUCAAGUCUGGAAAAAUUGUAAGUCAAGCUACCUUGAAAGCCACAACACAGGUGAUUAAAAAUGGAUCAGGAAAUCUUUGA